Bombus pascuorum is the source of this 6300-nucleotide messenger RNA. RefSeq lists its product as uncharacterized. Lineage: Eukaryota; Metazoa; Arthropoda; Insecta; Hymenoptera; Apidae. Bases 100 to 1806 code for a protein of 568 amino acids. The transcript has 11 exons. The record is from RefSeq and is a predicted model, not a curated record.
UGUUGCAGAGUUCCCCAGUUUGAGCGUAAAAUGCGGUGAUUUCAGGGAGGACGCGACAUCUGGAGAAAACUAGAGUGCAGUGCUACAAGCGAUUCGAAGAUGAAGUGGCCAUUAGUGCUGACUUGCUUUCUGCUGCCGCAUUCGUGCAUCCUUGGUGCAUCGCAUGCCUGUUGCGAGUUUCCGGCGCAGUGGAACGGCCAUUGGUUUCAAUCGGGGAUCGAGGGGCUGGUGACUGUGAACGGGUCCAUGAUGACCAGCAAGGGCCGCUGCAUCGAGACCAAAGACGACAAGUUCCUCAUUCAGGACACAGAGAUAGAUUGCUAUAGGUGCAUCGUCAUGCACAUGAAGCAUCCGAAUGUUCUUCAGUAUAAAGAAACCUAUUGCAUCACAGCGUCGCCAAAACCUACUCUGCCAUUCAUAUGCAGCGAGUUGAGAAGCGAUGCCAUAUUAAUUUCUCUAUUUCGCACGGGGGCAGCUCCGAUGCCCUGUCCAUUUAAGGGGCCCCUGGAAUUCACGUAUAGUCAUGGCGAAGGGGAGUGUAAGUCGCCGUUAUCAGCGGCAGAAACCUGCACUCAAGAAUCGCGAUUGCUUUUCCGCUACCAGGCGUGUGCCAAUGUGCUGUCGUCUGAAAGCGUCGAUGUGGAACUAGAGUGCCUAGCCACGUGGAAGGAGAGCAGCACGCACAAUCUAGUGGCGAGGUUGCACGCUCCGCGGAAAACUAGCGACGAGGACAGCUAUAGAUGCUUCAUCUAUGAACAAACUUCGAACAAUUCGUGGAAUUUGGCGCAAAGUGAGGAUGCCUCUUGUACUGGCUUGAUCAGCGUUAAGGAGGCUGCCAAGACGUUCAAGAUGAAACAGAAAAAUUCAACCGAACGUUGCUCCUAUCCAUCAUGGGUGGUGGACAAUAAAUUGUGGGUGGCUCUGGACCCGAUAGCAUCUCGACUACAGGCGUCACCUUACAAUCUGACGAUUGUAAAUCGACAGGAGACUCGUCUCGUGUGUCACUCUGUAGUCCCUCUUAACGAUCGUCACGAGCAUCCUGACAGAGAGAAUCAGGUGCAGUACGUCGCCAAGGCUACCCUCGAUUGCACGAAUGGCUAUGUGUGCCUGAUGUUUCACAGAAGGGAUAGCCACAUAAUAGAAUUGCAACUGUCGGAAUGGAGCCAGCAGCCCGACGACGUGUGCAACUCGAGUACGUUCAACUCCCACUCGACGCCGUACACGACGUUCAUUACACCAGACCCAAUUACCAAGCAGUGCCCCAACCUUGGUCGCUACAAGAUUGUGUCUGUGCUACACAAUCACAAUGGUGACAAAGCGGAGGACAUAUUGGGCGUGGAUGGUGAACCAAUGGUCAACGCUGCUGAGGUUCAAGAUGUCAGGGUCACGUCGACACCUUAUCCAGGACGGUGUCGCUAUCGACUGGAUAUCGGUUGCAAGACGCCGGAUCGUAUGGAGUUUGCUACAUCGUGCAACGACGAAACACCACCAGAAUAUUCGUGCCAUGGAACUUGGAUCGAGAACGACACAGCCUAUUUGGUGGCGAGCACCGAGAAAGGAAGAUACUGUCUCGUUUACAGUGCUUCUGCAGCGGCGACAGGAAGUCGCGAGCUCUCGGUGACGGGCCAUCUUGCUUCCUGUCCGAGGGCUUCUCAUCGUCAUGUAGUUUCAUGGCAGGUCAACCUCACGUCGUAUGCGCAAUGCGGCGACAUCUCGACGGCCACGUCGUGGACCUUCCGGAUUUCUGCCUCGGUUUACAUCCUGGCAGUGCUGGGCACCUUGUUCGGCAGAUACAUCGCGAGGUGAUACCACUGAGUGAAGGAACUAGGCCACGUGACGGCUGUGUAGUACCAACCUGCUACAUAAAACUCGAGUCGUCGGUACAUCAACUACAAACAACAACAACAAAAAGAAAAAAAAUCUCUAUAUAUAUAAAUAUAAAUAUAAAUAUAUAAAUACAAAGUAAAAAAAUAUAUAUAUAUAAAUACAAAGUAUAUAUAUAUAUAUUAAGUGGAACGAUUUACGAACGAAGGAAUGAACACGGAAUGCGUGUCGGGAGAAAGUAACCUAAAUAAUCAAGCAUAAAUAGCGUGUAAGUGUCCGUGGGUGCGAGUCGUACAGAGAAAAGGGCGCGACAGAAAAAAUGAGAUAGGAGAGGGGAGAAACAGAAGCUUGUUAGAGAACCUAGUCGUUGCUUGGAACAUGGCGGAUCCUUGGAUCAAACCUUCGAUGUACAUACAGAUACGUGUACAUGUAUAUAAAAUUCACUUAAGGAAGCUUCCGUUUUAUUGGAGUAGUUGCUUCGGAAAGUAUUGUCUUCUUUUAAGGGUCAGGGAGAACCGAACCCUUCUGCAAACGAGCAUGUUUUCUUUAUAAGGCCGAAUUGGGUGAUGGGAUCUUGGGAGGUUUUUAGAGCAAUUGCUUUUGGCUGAAUUUUUCUCUUGCCUCUCCUUUUUAAACUUUUCUCCUUUUAUUUGUCUAUGUAGCGUUUACUGGACUAUCGAUCUUCUUUUAUUCGUCGAUCGAUGAAAAUGUUGUUAGGCGUGUCACUUCUAGAUUAUUUUCCUAUUCGUAGAUGGGUAAAAUUAUUAAUUAUUGGAUUAUUUAUAUUCUUGUAUUUAUAAGUAACGUACAUUUGCUUAUUUACAGAUUUAUCGCAGGCAAAAUUAAUAUUGCUUCUGUCCACUAGUAUAAUUUCUGUUUUAAACUACGUAAUAUUCGAAUUUCAAUUUAUUUCAAGCUUUCCAAAUUUUUCCAAAUAUUUCAUUCCAAUCGAUCUUUCGAUUUCCCUGGCAAUAUCGAAAUACACGCGGAACUUUCGAAUUCCAAAAAUCUAGAUUGCUACAUUUCCCAAGCAACUCGAUUCCCCGCAAUUAACCUCGCUAAUUAGGAACCUCCCUGGCCGAACGCAACGUGCAACGCAUCGCGCGAAUCCAAUUUAAAAAAAAAGCACGAACAGCAAAAACGCCGAAAAAAGGACAAAAAAGAAUUGCAGAAAAUCCUAACCGCUAAAAAAGUCGAAAAAAAAAAAAAAAAAAACGAGAACUAAAGGGUGCUGGGGCCAAUAUUGUGUGCGUUCUGAGUGGUGAUACUAGCCCACGUGUUUGUGAGUGAGAAAGAACCAGAUAGCAAAACGAAGAUCUGAGAAAACAAAAAAGAGAAAAACCAAAAAAAAAAAAAAAAAAACAAGAAACGAGAGAAAACAGAAAGAAGCGAGUGUGAGAGAGAACGAGAAACUUAUGACACUUAUUUAGGUCCAGGACGUGUCCGCCAUGUUCGAAGUGGUGCGUGCUGUUCUCCAGGUCGAACAGAAAACGUGUAUUUGCUCGGAACAGGAACGUUUCAGCUGUAAUCGUACGCGUUUUAAUUAAAGUUCCACUGCACUCGAGCGAAAAGAGAGAGAGAGAGAAUUUUUCUGACGUAUGCGUGGAUAUGUAUGCGUGUGUACGAGUGCAGAAAUUUCAAAAUAACGAAGAGAAAGGAAAAUAGCGAAGAAACAGGUUUUCCGCUGCGCCACGAGCACCAAUGGCUCAGAACGAUUAUUAUUAUUAUUAUUAUUAUUACUGCCAUUAUUACGAUUAUUGUGUCGUCGUGAGAGCUAGAACGAAGGUGUAAAUGUGGACUUCUCUCUUCUUCUGUGGCUUCUUUCGCGUGGUUUUCUUUCAGUUCUUGCCACCCCUCGGCUUUCACUCGUGAAUUACCCCUAAUGUAUGGGUGAUUAGGCGACUUUGGAUCGUAAGACACGCCGAAAGCUAAUGUAACACUGUUACGAGGAGAAUACAGGCGGACUGUAGGAAUUUUUCGUGAUCCGAUGUGAUCCGAUUUACGUGAUCCUCUGGUUUACGAAUUUCUACCCUUGGUCGACUCUUAAAACGAAAGCGAGUUUGAAUGGAUCGAGUGGAUUUUGUGAUUUCAUUUAUGAUUAAAAUAGAUUUAACGAAUAUAUUUAUUUUGAUUUUUAAUCUAGAAUUAAUUUCUUUAGGUAUCGGUACACGACAUUUAAAUUUAAGGAGAUUUAUGUUAUUGGAUUUACAGUUUGCAUUAAAUUUAUAAUUUAAUCGAUUAUGUAAGUUUCUAUUCAAGUGUUCAAUUUUAUUUGCGUUAGAUUUAAAUUAGAUUUAAUACUGAAUCUAUAUACAUGAUCCGAUCGAUGGAAAUAAUGAAAAUUGCGAAACCAUUGUAUUUCAUGCAAUGUAAAGUGGAGAUCGUGAAUUUAAGAGUCGAUGAUAAGGAUCGACUUAGCAACAGAGAUCGUACGAAACUGAGCGAAGGAAAGGUUACUGUACAGUGACUAUUCAGUCCAUUUUUUGCUUUGGAACAGACUAAAUUUUUUCUUAUAAGUCAAAUAUUUGAUACUUUCUAUCGAAUCAACGACGUUUGUGAGUUAUAAAGAGAAAUAACGAAAGACAAUUUUUCCUCGUCUUUUACAUGAAUAAUUUGUCAUAUGGGAAGAAUGAAGAUACUGAAAUAUUGGAAAAAAUAAAAAAAAACCAUAACAAAUUGUGAAACGAAGACCUGAAAAUGUUCAAUCCAUAGAAGAAAUUAAUAACUUGGAAGUCACAAAAGUUCAAAUAUUAAAAGCAGAGAUUACAAAGGGAAAUACUCGAUAAUUAAUUAAAAAAAAAAAAAAACGUAAACUCCAGAGCAAUAAAAGGAUUGACUGGGUCACGGACAAGGGAUUAUUAAGAGAACCACGACAUAUCGAUAAAUCGAGAGAAUUCGAACAAGGAACUCGGAGAAGCUGGUAGGUAGCGUUAGAUAAUCAAUUAUCUCAUCAACUUCCUAACCUAUGAAACCAAGUAGACGAAACAAACGGAACGAUACCGAUGCUGAAACAACUUUAAAAACAUUGAAAUGAAAGAAAUGUAAUACGCAAAGAUCCAAAAUCUCGACAAAUUACAGAUAUUUUUCACCUGGAGCUAUUUUAAAUAAGGGCCUGCCAAUAACUAUACGAACGAAGGAAAGAGAUAAGGGGCAGUACUAUGAUCGCGUAAAUUUAGUCGGUUCGCUAUACAUACUUGGAUAGUUGGAUAUACAUACUAUAAAUACAGAUAUAAAUACGGGAUAUAAAUAUUAUAAAUAUUAUACAUACGUUAUGUAUACAUAUAUAUAUAAAUAUAUAAAUACUCGAGGACAAUUCGAUGUUGGCUAUAAACUUGUAAACUAUUAGGUAGAUAGAAGAAAAGAGAAAGAAAGGGAGGACUUCCUCCGAAUGAAUGGAAACAAGCGAAUAGAGCGGGUUGCCAGUGUCCAGGCGUACAGGUUUUAUACUAAUCGAGGCAUCUCGAUGCUUUUUGAUGUCUUUGUUAUGUCCAAUUCACUGUAUACUGUGUUAUAUAAUAUUAAUUAAUAUAUAUAUAUAUAUAAUAUAUAUAUAAUUAUCGUAAGGAUUGUAUGGUUCUAUUAAGAACUGUGAAAGUUUUUAUAAAUUCGUCUUUAUAGUAUCUAAGAGCGCAUGAAAGGUCUAUAAAAUUUUGUGAUACAUUUGACGAUCGAGUUUUGUGAUAUAGUGCCGUUUAAUUGUGUUUGGAAAAUUUGUUGUGGCUUACUUAUCUUUUUAGAACCGAUUACUUUUGCUCGAUUUUAAUUAAAUUAAGUUUAUUAUUGGGAAAUUCUUGAACCAAAGUUCAACUGAUCUUAUGUAUGUUAAUUAAAAAUUAAUUUAUGAUUACCUGUGUUAAUUACUAUUAUUAAUCGAACCAUAGAAUAUACCUAAUUUGUUAGCUUAGUUCUAAUCUCUGACUCGAGCUUCAUUUUACUCCAACUUAAUUUUAAUUAGUCUUAGAUGUAACCUAUGGCUUAGCUAGACUAUAUUUACGAACUUAAAGAUUCGUAUAGUAUAUCUUGAAUAAAAUAAGCUUCGUAUAGUUACGAAUUUAAUAUAAUUUCUAACAACUUGAAACUUUAUUCUAUAUGAAUCAUUUUACUUUUGUUUAACUACUCUAGUCAAUUCCAAGAUGAUAGACGACAAGAAUAACAAGCUUUAAGUAUUCAUAAAUUACUAAUCUUAAAAUUAUUAAUAAAUCUUUUAUACGAUUUUAAAUAAAAUCCGGAACUGAACAAAGUUAUAUCUUCUUCUACAAUUCCGAAUAAAAUUGGGGACUUACACAUUUUAGGUUUCUACAUAUAUCGUAAUAUUUAGACACAGAAGCAUCGAAAUGUCUCAAUAAUUACAACAAACAAUGCCGGAUCGCUGUGGCUGCGUAUAAGGCACUCGAAACUCUGAAGAUCGAUUAAAAGCUCGACGAACCGAUAGGUCAAGCAUCAUCCCACAUUUCUAGCUAGAAAAAAAAAUCAAAA